Ceraceosorus guamensis is the source of this 1638-nucleotide messenger RNA. RefSeq lists its product as hypothetical. Gene Ontology annotation, molecular function: thymidylate synthase activity. Bases 1 to 1638 code for a protein of 545 amino acids. Gene Ontology annotation, biological process: dTMP biosynthetic process. Gene Ontology annotation, cellular component: cytosol; mitochondrion. The record is from RefSeq and is a predicted model, not a curated record. Lineage: Eukaryota; Fungi; Basidiomycota; Exobasidiomycetes; Ceraceosorales; Ceraceosoraceae. The transcript has 6 exons.
AUGCCUAGAGUGAUUCUCGCCCGCCAUGGCGAGACGGAAUGGUCGCUGUCGGGCCAGCACACUGGUCGCAGCGACAUUCCACUGACUGCUCAUGGCGAGAGCGUCAUGCUCGCUUUGGCGCCGACAUUUGUGGGAACGGACGGCAGCAAGCUGGUCGACCCUCGUCACGUCUCGCACAUCUUUUGCAGUCCCAGGAAGAGAUCUCAACGAACGCUGGAGCUGAUGAUGUCGCACUUGAGCAAGGAGGAGCGGGAUGCCGUAGUGCCUGUAGAGACGCUGCAAGAGUGCAGAGAGUGGGAUUACGGGGCGUACGAAGGCUUGAAGACGAACGAGAUUAGGGAAAAGCAUGCAGGUUGGGACAUUUGGAAUGAUGGCACGCCCAAUCACCCCUCCAAUCCAGACUUGCCCGGGGAGAGCGCGCAGCACAUGUCCGACAGGGUGGAUGGUGUCAUUGCAAAGAUCCGGGUGCUUCAAAAGGCAGUCAUCGAAGGGCAUCCAGAGACGACGCACGAUGAAAAUGUGAUGAAGCGGGGCGGCGAUGUGAUUCUGGUCGCACACGGACACUACAAUCGCUGCUUCAUUGCUCGCUGGCUUGGCCUACCUUUGACGAAUGGAAGGCUGUUCGAAGUCGAUGCGGGCGGCGUAGCCAUUCUGUCGUACGCUCAUCAUAGCUUCCAGGAGCCUACAAUAGCAGGCAUCUUCUCGAGCAAGACUGGCCCGCGACCCGACUCCCGACCUAAACCGCCCGAACACGAAGAGCACCAGUACUUGUCUUUGAUCCAGCGCGUCAUUCAAAGCGGUGAAGCGCGCGGAGAUCGAACAGGCACAGGCACUUUGGCGUUGUUUGCGCCCCAGCCUUCGUUGUCGUUCUCGCUUGCAGAUGGCACUCUGCCGCUUCUUACUACAAAGCGAGUCUUUAUGAGGGGCAUCCUCGAGGAGCUGCUGUGGUUUGUAGCUGGCAAGACGGAUUCUAAACUGCUCACCGACAGAGGGGUGCACAUUUGGGACGGCAAUGGCUCGAGAGCGUUUUUAGACUCGCGCGGGUUAAAGGAGCGCAGGGAAGGCGACUUGGGCCCAGUGUACGGCUUCCAGUGGAGACACUUUGGCGCCGAGUACACGCACUGCGAUGACGAUUACAGCGGCAAGGGCGUGGACCAGCUGGCCGAGGUGAUUGACAAGAUAAAGAGCAAUCCAACAGAUCGGAGAAUCAUCCUGAGCGCAUGGAACCCAAAAGACCUGAGGUUGAUGGCUCUACCUCCGUGCCACAUGUUUUGCCAAUUUUUCGUCUCGCAAAGAAGAGGGGCGGAGAAGCCUCUUUUGUCGUGCCAAAUGUAUCAGCGGUCCUGCGAUCUGGGCUUGGGCGUGCCGUUCAACAUUGCAUCCUACGCACUGUUGACGCACAUGAUUGCCCACGUCACGGGUUGCGAGGCCGACAGGCUGACGCUGGCAAUGGGCGACGCGCACGUCUACAAGGACCACGUCGAACCUCUCAAAACUCAAUUACAGCGGCAACCUAGACCCUUUCCGAAACUCGCGUUCAAGAGGCGCAUUCCCGACAUUGACAGCUUCGAGACGGACGACUUUGAAGUGCAAGGCUACGAUCCGUGUCCCGCCAUCAAGAUGGCCAUGAGCGUGUGA